GGAGGCGGAGCCAAGCGGGGCGGGACCCGACGCGGAAAUCAGGUGGCUCGUUCCCUUAGCAACCCGCUCUGUUGACAUCGCCCGGCGCCAGCCCGGGGCGGGGAACAAGGGCCCCGGGAGAGCAUCGUUCAUUAUUCUGCCUUGGUGGGACCUCGCUGCCCCCCCCCCGCCCCCGCGGGCACCAUGCGCAGGCUGGGCCUGCAGCGGGACCUGGCCGAGGCGGCUGCGCUGGAGCGGAGGCGGCAGCGCGAGCUGCGCAGGCAGAGCCGCAUCUUCAACGCCCGAGUCAGGACCAUCGGGGUUGAUAAGGAUGCUUUGGAUACUCAAAUCAAUGAUAAGAAGAUUCAAGAGGCAAAUGAGAAAGCACGACAUGAUACAAUUGCUGGUGAAAUGAAGCAAAAUGACAAGAUCAUCUGUAUGUUAGAAGAACGGCAGAAACAGGACAUCAAAAACCUAAACAAAGCUGUCACUGAGUUUCAACAGAAUUUUCAGAAGCCAGAAACUCGGCGUGAGUUUGAUUUAUCUGACCCACAGUCCCUGAAGAAGGAUACUUCUGCUCGCCUCUCUGACAAUGACCCUCGAUGUACUGUAUCUGGCUUGCAGAAGUUUCUAGGAGAAGAUUUAAACCAUGAUCAGAGGGUGAAAUUUCAAAAGGAGCAGUCAAGAGAAUGGUCUCUACAACAACAGAGAGACUGGAAGAAUGCAUUAGCAGACCAGAAAUUUGCAGAGGAUCUCCAUGACAAGAACAGGAUAGACCUAGAUCAAAAGGCUAUGGAACUACAAAGAAAAGAAGUAGAAACCAGACAAGCUGUUUGUGCAGCUACCAAGGAUUUUAAUAGAACCCAGGCUGCAGAAUUUGCAGAAAGAAAAAUGCUAGAAAAGCGUCAGGAAGAAGAAGAUAAUGUGGCUGAAAUUUCUAACCUCCUUCGAGGAGAUUUGCUUUCUGAAAACCCAGAACAAGCAGCCAGUUCGUUUGGGCGACAUCGUGUGAUUACUGAUCGAUGGAAAGGAAUGAACCAGGAUCAGCUGAUGGCAAUACGUUACACUCAACAGCAACAAGUUCUGGAGAAACUGAGGCUGCAGGAGGAAGAAAGGCAAAGAAAUGCAGAGUGGGAGAGGCAACGUAUACAGGCUGCCAGAGCACAACUUCUUUUUGAGCGGCAUCAACAGCGACUAAAUCGAGAACUUCGCAGAACUCUGGAUAAUACUAAUGCACAACUCUCCCAGGAGCAGAAAUCAAAAAAAAUUUAUCUUCAGGAGGAAGUGUAUUCAAAUUUUCCAACAGGCCAAUAUUUCACACAGUUUAAUACAACUAGCCGGUGACGUAUGAGGCACAUCCACUCUCUGAAAUAUAAAUUUAUGUUACAGAAAUUUUGAGAUUACAGCAUGAUUGUCAGAUAACUUAAAGUAUAACAAAACCUGAUCUUCAUAUAUGCUUUUCAGAGACCACACUCUAUUUUAAAAUGCAGGAAGAAGUAUGGGAAGAGUAAUUGCUAUUGUUGAGAGCAAAGCAAAUGAAAUAUUUCUGAAUAUUUAUCCAUAAUUUUUAUAUAUAUAUAAAUAAAUAGAAUUGAAUUAAUUUUAUUAGUACUCCCAAUUAAAGUUAUGUGCAGUCACUAUAUCUAUUGUUAGUUUUUCAACAAUAAAACACUGGGUUGGGUUUUUUAAGUGUUUUCAGUGCUUUUUGAAAGGUGAAAGAUUUGAUAGAAAUGGAAAUUGAAAUAACCUGAUCAGCUGCUGAACAGAUGUUACAAAGGGAGUAGCACUGCAACCUUGUUCUCCAUGCCCCUCCAAAAAUGCACUGGGCCUAGAUAACUACCCUGGAGGGGCACCCUUAUCUAGAAUAGAAGGGAAAUAUGCUAGCUGGAACUAUUUUCAAACCUAAUAGGUUCUACACUGGCUUCUUUGGCUAGCAUAAACCAGUUAACCAUGUUAUAAACUAUUUUAGAACACAAUUUUGUGGAAAAUAUUUUAUUUAAAAAUACUUCUGACUAAUAUGAUUUUCCCCCCAACACAGGGCCAGGAUAUUGGGACCAUUGGUUUCUAUAAAUGCAGAUCUGCAGCUCCUCUUCCGGCCUAAUCUUCCAUACUGGGCAUAUGCAGGGCUAGCACAGAAAACUUUACUCCCAAAGUGCAGGGGGAGUGCAGGGACUCCUGUGCAGCUGCUCAGCAAGCAGAUCCUUCAGACAGUCCCUAUGUGGUGAUAAAGUGGUGCAGUUCUCCUCACUAACAUGAUUUUCACACCUAUAUUUCACAUGCGUCAAUGAGAGUAUGUCAUAUAGCACUUUUAAUUUAUGCUUUUCAGGGCUGUCAAGCGAGUAAAACAAAUUAGUCAUGAUUAAUCACGUGAUUAAUUAUGUGAUUAAUUGCUCUAUUAAACAAUAAUAGAAUACCAUUUAUUUAAAUAUUUUGGGAUGUUUUCUACAUUUUCACAUGUAUUGAUUUCAAU
Mauremys mutica (yellowpond turtle) is the source of this 2449-nucleotide messenger RNA. RefSeq names its product RIB43A domain with coiled-coils 2 (gene RIBC2). The coding region runs from base 184 to 1323 and encodes 379 amino acids. NCBI's taxonomy places the organism in Eukaryota, Metazoa, Chordata, Testudines, Geoemydidae. The transcript has 8 exons. The record is from RefSeq and is a predicted model, not a curated record.